AUGGCCAUGGAUGGCAUGCCGCGGGGGGAGCUGGACGGCUGCGAGCCCGAGGCGCUUGGCAAGCGGCCGGCCGUGCUGACUCUGCGGGACACGGUGGCCGCUGACGGCUCGCUGCCCUCCACGCCGCCGGCCGAGGAGGAGGAGGAGGACGAGCUGUACCGCCAGUCGCUGGAGGUCAUCUCGCGCUACCUGCAGGAGCAGGCAGCUGGCGCCAAGGACAGGAAGCCGCUGGGCCGGAGGGCGCUGGAGACCCUGCGGCGCGUGGGCGACGGGGUGCAGCGCAACCACGAGACGGCCUUCCAGGGCAUGCUUCGGAAAAUGGACAUUAAAAACGAAGACGAUGUCAAAUCUUUUUCUCGAGUGAUGGUCCGUGUUUUCAAAGAUGGCGUAACAAACUGGGGCAGGAUUGUGACUCUUAUUUCUUUCGGUGCCUAUAUGACCAAACAUUUGAAGAGCAUAAACCAGGAAAACUGCAUCGAACCAUUAGCAGAAAGUAUCACAGAUGUUCUUGUCCUAUCAAAACGGGACUGGCUUGUCAAACAAAGAGGCUGGGAUGGGUUUGUGGAGUUCUUCCACGUGCAGGACCUAGGAGGCCGCAUCAGAAAUGUGCUGCUGGCUUUCGCGGGUAUGGCUGGAGUGGGGGCUGGGCUGGCCUAUCUGAUCAGAUAGCCUUGGGAGUGCUAGGUGUCUCUUAACUCCAGCCACCAAACUGCGUGCUUCUGUGAAAACCAGUGUAUUUAUGAAGUUGGACUUGAAGCUUCCCUGGCUUUUAACAAUCCAGGAGUUCCACUCUAGCAACAUAGCCAGAAAUAAAGCAAGUGGCUACAGGAUUGUGGCCAACAAGAAUAAAUA
Microtus ochrogaster (prairie vole) is the source of this 852-nucleotide messenger RNA. Its product is annotated as induced myeloid leukemia cell differentiation protein Mcl-1 homolog. The record is from RefSeq and is a predicted model, not a curated record. NCBI's taxonomy places the organism in Eukaryota, Metazoa, Chordata, Mammalia, Rodentia, Cricetidae.